This is a messenger RNA of Cuscuta europaea, 1675 nucleotides long. The record is from the annotation of a GenBank genome assembly. NCBI's taxonomy places the organism in Eukaryota, Viridiplantae, Streptophyta, Magnoliopsida, Solanales, Convolvulaceae.
CAGAAAUUCAGAAAAUAUUUAGAUAUUUAAAAGUAAUUUAGAGGUUUUUAUCUAUAUAUAUCUAUCUCUUGCUCUCUACCUGAGCUUUUUUAUCAACAUCCGGUCCAUCCCUGAAAACACAAGCUCUCUUAAAACCCAUUUUUUUUUUACCGUGGCUUCUCGUUUCAGACCUCCACUCCCGUGGAUUUCCCUAGCGAUCGUUCCGGCACCGGUUCAUUUUUGGAUUUGUAUGCUUCUCCGACUCUACAAGGCAAAAAGGAUUGGGGCAUAACAAAUUGAAUGGUUCUGGAGUGAAUAUAUUCUUUCGGCUUGUACAUGCAUAUAUCAUGGGAUUGACAAGAUUUAUGCGUCCAAAGGGAGGAUGUAAUGAAUCAAGUCCCAACCUUUAUGUGGCUAACUGUGGACCAGCCGUCGGGCUCUCAUUGGAUGCUAUUGUGUUGGUGUUCAGCAAAUAUGGUGAUAUCAGGGGAGUUUAUCCAGCCGAUGAAAGUGGCACUCGUGUAAUUGUGUCUUAUCAUGAUAAGACUUCUGCACAAUCAGCGCUGGAAGCUUUGGACGGACACCCAUGCCCUCAUCUUGGAGGACGUUGUCUGCAUAUUCGCUAUUCUGUACAAUCAGUUUCUAAGGCUAAAGUCAAUGAAUCAUUUGUUGUGUCUUUGGAAGCCUCCGAGUUGAAAAUUCCUGGUGUUUACUUCAUUCCAGAUUUCAUUACUGCUAAAGAAGAGCAGGAACUCCUUGCUGCUGUUGAUAGUAGACCUUGGCAAAAUCUUGCAAAAAGAAGGGUUCAACAUUAUGGUUAUGAGUUUUGUUAUGAUAUAAGAAAUGUUAACACAAGCCAUUACUUGGGUGAACUUCCACAAUUUGUUUCUCUGGUACUCGAAAGAGUAUCUUCCUUUCAGAAGCUAGGUUACACAGGAAGUGUAGUUCUGGACCAGUUAACGGUAAAUGAAUAUCCACCUGGAGUGGGUUUGUCUCCACAUAUAGAUACCCAUUCUGCAUUCGAGGGGUUAAUUUUCAGUCUUUCAUUAGCAGGGCCUUGUGUGAUGGAAUUCAGGAAGUAUCAAAAAGGUGUUUGGGUGACAAACUCUGAAUUAGCAUCUCAUGGAGAGAUGCAAGACUGUGACAAGAUGACCUCUAGUUUUUUGAGAAAGGCUAUUUAUCUUCCCCCACGAUCGAUGCUAUUAUUAUCUGGGGAGGCACGCUAUGCUUGGCAUCAUUAUAUUCCACACCACAAGGUUGACAUAGUGAAAGACAAUACAAUCAGACGGGCACCAAGGAGAGUAUCAUUUACACUGCGCAAGGUCAGGGAAGGACUUUGCGAAUGCAACUUUCCUGCAUACUGUGAUUCUCAGAAAUGCCAUGCAGAAUAAGUAGGUUGGUGAAACCUUCCUAUUUUUAUUUAGUUCAUGGGGUAAUUUCCGUGGAGACAGAUGCGGCUGCAUGAAUUUGAAUAAGCAGAGGCAGUUUUUGCGAAGUCCAAACGUUGUAGUAAUUGAGUUUGACUUGGUCAAGGGAGAUGCAUUCACAUUUUUCUUGGAAAACAAUUAUUUUAUUUUACUUAACUGCAACAGCAGACCUGAUGUAGCAUUCAGCUUAUUUUCAGCACACUGAAUGAACUGUUGAUUGGGAUUUGAUGCAAUUACUUUUUUCAUGAUCUUUAUGGCCGGUGUGGAGA